AUGUCGCCUGACAGACUAUUCGUCGAGCACAGUGUGCAGGGUCGUUACGUGUCCGUUACAUUUACGUUUAGACCGUUUCGUCCCGAAGACGUCGGAACGUACUACGGUCGCUUCGAAUCCGCAAGCCAGCCCGGCACUUUCAAACAGAUAAAAUGUCUGACCCUUAACUUGGCGCAGAUAAGCGUUGAUGCGCAAGUUAUUGAGGUCAUACCGUCUCAGCGCUUGAACAGGACUUCAAUUCCGCUGAGAUGUAACAAGUGCAGCAUCAUGGGUGUCAUGCUAAGGGCCGUGGACGGAACAGUUGCCAAUCUGGACCCCUCCAGAUACAGUUUGCGUAGCUACAGCGAUCCGCAAAAGUUUAUAGUCCUCGAUUUGGAGGGCACCAGACCACAGGACUUUGGCGAUUAUUUCGCUGUCCUUGAGAACGAAGACGGCAACGAGGAGAGGAUCAAGGCGCUUACCAUUAAAUGUGAGUUCACAAUCAUUUCGAUGCGAGAUCAAGAUCAGGAAUGUGGAGACUAG
Bombyx mandarina (wild silkworm) is the source of this 522-nucleotide messenger RNA. RefSeq lists its product as uncharacterized. Lineage: Eukaryota; Metazoa; Arthropoda; Insecta; Lepidoptera; Bombycidae. The record is from RefSeq and is a predicted model, not a curated record.